Molecule: messenger RNA, 10592 nt
Organism: Thunnus maccoyii (southern bluefin tuna)
Lineage: Eukaryota; Metazoa; Chordata; Actinopteri; Scombriformes; Scombridae
Exons: 46
Coding region: 56-10255 (3399 amino acids)
Biological process (GO): proteolysis
Molecular function (GO): serine-type endopeptidase activity
Source: RefSeq, a predicted model, not a curated record
UCUGGGAAACAGACAGUGUAACUGUCUCAAUGGAGUCGGCACAGUCACAGACAACAUGAUCUGUGCUGGUGUUCUGGCAGGAGGCAAAGACUCUUGUCAGGGUGACUCAGGAGGUCCAAUGGUGAACCAGCAGGGCUCUGUCUGGGUCCAGUCUGGAAUCGUUAGUUUUGGUUUUGGCUGUGCUCGGCCCAAUCUGCCAGGAGUCUACUCCAGAGUGUCCAGUUACCAGUCCUGGAUCAACUCCCACAUCACAUCUGAUAAGCCAGGCUUUGUCCAGUUCAGCUCCAGUGGGCUGGAUGCUGACAGCAGCUACACCUGUCCUGGCCUGCCACCUCCUGUCAUCACUAUUACUACUACUGAUGCUACUAGUACAGCAGGACCAGAUGUUACAACCGCAGAAGCAGUAUCCAGCAUGUUAAGUGCUGAAUUGUGUGGCAUCACUCCGCUGAACACCAGGAUAGUUGGAGGUGAAGAUGCUCCAGCAGGGAGUUGGCCCUGGCAGGCUAGUCUGCAGAGAUUUGGCGGCCAUAUUUGUGGUGGUUCCCUCAUCAACAGAGAGUGGGUGAUGUCUGCUGCUCACUGCUUCUCCAGUACAAGUACAUAUAGAUGGACGGUUUCUCUCGGUCGUCAGAACCUGCAGGGCAAAAACCCAAACGAAGUGUCCAGAACUGUUGCCAGAAUCAUUUUGCAUCCAAACUAUGACAGCGACACCAACAACAACGACAUCGCUCUGCUCAGACUCUCCUCACCAGUCGAAUUCACAGACUACAUCAGACCUGUGUGUCUGGCAGCCAGUAGCAGUGUGUUCAACAACGGCACUGAUAGCUGGGUCACUGGCUGGGGAGCAGUCAAGGAGGGAGUUUCAUUACCCUUACCUAAAACUCUACAAGAAGUGGAGGUGCCAGUUCUGGGAAACAGACAGUGUAACUGUCUCAAUGGAGUCGGCACAGUCACAGACAACAUGAUCUGUGCUGGUGUUCUGGCAGGAGGCAAAGACUCUUGUCAGGGUGACUCAGGAGGUCCAAUGGUGAACCAGCAGGGCUCUGUCUGGGUCCAGUCUGGAAUCGUUAGUUUUGGUUUUGGCUGUGCUCGGCCCAAUUUGCCAGGAGUCUACUCCAGAGUGUCCAGUUACCAGUCCUGGAUCAACUCCCACAUCACAUCUGAUAAGCCAGGCUUUGUCCAGUUCAGCUCCAGUGGGCUGGAUGCUGACAGCAGCUACACCUGUCCUGGCCUGCCACCUCCUGUCAUCACUAUUACUACUACUGAUGCUACUAGUACAGCAGGACCAGAUGUUACAACCGCAGAAGCAGUAUCCAGCAUGUUAAGUGCUGAAUUGUGUGGCAUCACUCCGCUGAACACCAGGAUAGUUGGAGGUGAAGAUGCUCCAGCAGGGAGUUGGCCCUGGCAGGCUAGUCUGCAGAGAUUUGGCGGCCAUAUUUGUGGUGGUUCCCUCAUCAACAGAGAGUGGGUGAUGUCUGCUGCUCACUGCUUCUCCAGUACAAGUACAUAUAGAUGGACGGUUUCUCUCGGUCGUCAGAACCUGCAGGGCAAAAACCCAAACGAAGUGUCCAGAACUGUUGCCAGAAUCAUUUUGCAUCCAAACUAUGACAGCGACACCAACAACAACGACAUCGCUCUGCUCAGACUCUCCUCACCAGUCGAAUUCACAGACUACAUCAGACCUGUGUGUCUGGCAGCCAGUAGCAGUGUGUUCAACAACGGCACUGAUAGCUGGGUCACUGGCUGGGGAGCAGUCAAGGAGGGAGUUUCAUUACCCUUACCUAAAACUCUACAAGAAGUGGAGGUGCCAGUUCUGGGAAACAGACAGUGUAACUGUCUCAAUGGAGUCGGCACAGUCACAGACAACAUGAUCUGUGCUGGUGUUCUGGCAGGAGGCAAAGACUCUUGUCAGGGUGACUCAGGAGGUCCAAUGGUGAACCAGCAGGGCUCUGUCUGGGUCCAGUCUGGAAUCGUUAGUUUUGGUUUUGGCUGUGCUCGGCCCAAUCUGCCAGGAGUCUACUCCAGAGUGUCCAGUUACCAGUCCUGGAUCAACUCCCACAUCACAUCUGAUAAGCCAGGCUUUGUCCAGUUCAGCUCCAGUGGGCUGGAUGCUGACAGCAGCUACACCUGUCCUGGCCUGCCACCUCCUGUCAUCACUAUUACUACUACUGAUGCUACUAGUACAGCAGGACCAGAUGUUACAACCGCAGAAGCAGUAUCCAGCAUGUUAAGUGCUGAAUUGUGUGGCAUCACUCCGCUGAACACCAGGAUAGUUGGAGGUGAAGAUGCUCCAGCAGGGAGUUGGCCCUGGCAGGCUAGUCUGCAGAGAUUUGGCGGCCAUAUUUGUGGUGGUUCCCUCAUCAACAGAGAGUGGGUGAUGUCUGCUGCUCACUGCUUCUCCAGUACAAGUACAUAUAGAUGGACGGUUUCUCUCGGUCGUCAGAACCUGCAGGGCAAAAACCCAAACGAAGUGUCCAGAACUGUUGCCAGAAUCAUUUUGCAUCCAAACUAUGACAGCGACACCAACAACAACGACAUCGCUCUGCUCAGACUCUCCUCACCAGUCGAAUUCACAGACUACAUCAGACCUGUGUGUCUGGCAGCCAGUAGCAGUGUGUUCAACAACGGCACUGAUAGCUGGGUCACUGGCUGGGGAGCAGUCAAGGAGGGAGUUUCAUUACCCUUACCUAAAACUCUACAAGAAGUGGAGGUGCCAGUUCUGGGAAACAGACAGUGUAACUGUCUCAAUGGAGUCGGCACAGUCACAGACAACAUGAUCUGUGCUGGUGUUCUGGCAGGAGGCAAAGACUCUUGUCAGGGUGACUCAGGAGGUCCAAUGGUGAACCAGCAGGGCUCUGUCUGGGUCCAGUCUGGAAUCGUUAGUUUUGGUUUUGGCUGUGCUCGGCCCAAUCUGCCAGGAGUCUACUCCAGAGUGUCCAGUUACCAGUCCUGGAUCAACUCCCACAUCACAUCUGAUAAGCCAGGCUUUGUCCAGUUCAGCUCCAGUGGGCUGGAUGCUGACAGCAGCUACACCUGUCCUGGCCUGCCACCUCCUGUCAUCACUAUUACUACUACUGAUGCUACUAGUACAGCAGGACCAGAUGUUACAACCGCAGAAGCAGUAUCCAGCAUGUUAAGUGCUGAAUUGUGUGGCAUCACUCCGCUGAACACCAGGAUAGUUGGAGGUGAAGAUGCUCCAGCAGGGAGUUGGCCCUGGCAGGCUAGUCUGCAGAGAUUUGGCGGCCAUAUUUGUGGUGGUUCCCUCAUCAACAGAGAGUGGGUGAUGUCUGCUGCUCACUGCUUCUCCAGUACAAGUACAUAUAGAUGGACGGUUUCUCUCGGUCGUCAGAACCUGCAGGGCAAAAACCCAAACGAAGUGUCCAGAACUGUUGCCAGAAUCAUUUUGCAUCCAAACUAUGACAGCGACACCAACAACAACGACAUCGCUCUGCUCAGACUCUCCUCACCAGUCGAAUUCACAGACUACAUCAGACCUGUGUGUCUGGCAGCCAGUAGCAGUGUGUUCAACAACGGCACUGAUAGCUGGGUCACUGGCUGGGGAGCAGUCAAGGAGGGAGUUUCAUUACCCUUACCUAAAACUCUACAAGAAGUGGAGGUGCCAGUUCUGGGAAACAGACAGUGUAACUGUCUCAAUGGAGUCGGCACAGUCACAGACAACAUGAUCUGUGCUGGUGUUCUGGCAGGAGGCAAAGACUCUUGUCAGGGUGACUCAGGAGGUCCAAUGGUGAACCAGCAGGGCUCUGUCUGGGUCCAGUCUGGAAUCGUUAGUUUUGGUUUUGGCUGUGCUCGGCCCAAUUUGCCAGGAGUCUACUCCAGAGUGUCCAGUUACCAGUCCUGGAUCAACUCCCACAUCACAUCUGAUAAGCCAGGCUUUGUCCAGUUCAGCUCCAGUGGGCUGGAUGCUGACAGCAGCUACACCUGUCCUGGCCUGCCACCUCCUGUCAUCACUAUUACUACUACUGAUGCUACUAGUACAGCAGGACCAGAUGUUACAACCGCAGAAGCAGUAUCCAGCAUGUUAAGUGCUGAAUUGUGUGGCAUCACUCCGCUGAACACCAGGAUAGUUGGAGGUGAAGAUGCUCCAGCAGGGAGUUGGCCCUGGCAGGCUAGUCUGCAGAGAUUUGGCGGCCAUAUUUGUGGUGGUUCCCUCAUCAACAGAGAGUGGGUGAUGUCUGCUGCUCACUGCUUCUCCAGUACAAGUACAUAUAGAUGGACGGUUUCUCUCGGUCGUCAGAACCUGCAGGGCAAAAACCCAAACGAAGUGUCCAGAACUGUUGCCAGAAUCAUUUUGCAUCCAAACUAUGACAGCGACACCAACAACAACGACAUCGCUCUGCUCAGACUCUCCUCACCAGUCGAAUUCACAGACUACAUCAGACCUGUGUGUCUGGCAGCCAGUAGCAGUGUGUUCAACAACGGCACUGAUAGCUGGGUCACUGGCUGGGGAGCAGUCAAGGAGGGAGUUUCAUUACCCUUACCUAAAACUCUACAAGAAGUGGAGGUGCCAGUUCUGGGAAACAGACAGUGUAACUGUCUCAAUGGAGUCGGCACAGUCACAGACAACAUGAUCUGUGCUGGUGUUCUGGCAGGAGGCAAAGACUCUUGUCAGGGUGACUCAGGAGGUCCAAUGGUGAACCAGCAGGGCUCUGUCUGGGUCCAGUCUGGAAUCGUUAGUUUUGGUUUUGGCUGUGCUCGGCCCAAUCUGCCAGGAGUCUACUCCAGAGUGUCCAGUUACCAGUCCUGGAUCAACUCCCACAUCACAUCUGAUAAGCCAGGCUUUGUCCAGUUCAGCUCCAGUGGGCUGGAUGCUGACAGCAGCUACACCUGUCCUGGCCUGCCACCUCCUGUCAUCACUAUUACUACUACUGAUGCUACUAGUACAGCAGGACCAGAUGUUACAACCGCAGAAGCAGUAUCCAGCAUGUUAAGUGCUGAAUUGUGUGGCAUCACUCCGCUGAACACCAGGAUAGUUGGAGGUGAAGAUGCUCCAGCAGGGAGUUGGCCCUGGCAGGCUAGUCUGCAGAGAUUUGGCGGCCAUAUUUGUGGUGGUUCCCUCAUCAACAGAGAGUGGGUGAUGUCUGCUGCUCACUGCUUCUCCAGUACAAGUACAUAUAGAUGGACGGUUUCUCUCGGUCGUCAGAACCUGCAGGGCAAAAACCCAAACGAAGUGUCCAGAACUGUUGCCAGAAUCAUUUUGCAUCCAAACUAUGACAGCGACACCAACAACAACGACAUCGCUCUGCUCAGACUCUCCUCACCAGUCGAAUUCACAGACUACAUCAGACCUGUGUGUCUGGCAGCCAGUAGCAGUGUGUUCAACAACGGCACUGAUAGCUGGGUCACUGGCUGGGGAGCAGUCAAGGAGGGAGUUUCAUUACCCUUACCUAAAACUCUACAAGAAGUGGAGGUGCCAGUUCUGGGAAACAGACAGUGUAACUGUCUCAAUGGAGUCGGCACAGUCACAGACAACAUGAUCUGUGCUGGUGUUCUGGCAGGAGGCAAAGACUCUUGUCAGGGUGACUCAGGAGGUCCAAUGGUGAACCAGCAGGGCUCUGUCUGGGUCCAGUCUGGAAUCGUUAGUUUUGGUUUUGGCUGUGCUCGGCCCAAUCUGCCAGGAGUCUACUCCAGAGUGUCCAGUUACCAGUCCUGGAUCAACUCCCACAUCACAUCUGAUAAGCCAGGCUUUGUCCAGUUCAGCUCCAGUGGGCUGGAUGCUGACAGCAGCUACACCUGUCCUGGCCUGCCACCUCCUGUCAUCACUAUUACUACUACUGAUGCUACUAGUACAGCAGGACCAGAUGUUACAACCGCAGAAGCAGUAUCCAGCAUGUUAAGUGCUGAAUUGUGUGGCAUCACUCCGCUGAACACCAGGAUAGUUGGAGGUGAAGAUGCUCCAGCAGGGAGUUGGCCCUGGCAGGCUAGUCUGCAGAGAUUUGGCGGCCAUAUUUGUGGUGGUUCCCUCAUCAACAGAGAGUGGGUGAUGUCUGCUGCUCACUGCUUCUCCAGUACAAGUACAUAUAGAUGGACGGUUUCUCUCGGUCGUCAGAACCUGCAGGGCAAAAACCCAAACGAAGUGUCCAGAACUGUUGCCAGAAUCAUUUUGCAUCCAAACUAUGACAGCGACACCAACAACAACGACAUCGCUCUGCUCAGACUCUCCUCACCAGUCGAAUUCACAGACUACAUCAGACCUGUGUGUCUGGCAGCCAGUAGCAGUGUGUUCAACAACGGUACUGAUAGCUGGGUCACUGGCUGGGGAGCAGUCAAGGAGGGAGUUUCAUUACCCUUCCCUAAAACUCUACAAGAAGUGGAGGUGCCAGUUCUGGGAAACAGACAGUGUAACUGUCUCAAUGGAGUCGGCACAGUCACAGACAACAUGAUCUGUGCUGGUGUUCUUGCAGGAGGCAAAGACUCUUGUCAGGGUGACUCAGGAGGUCCAAUGGUGAACCAGCAGGGCUCUGUCUGGGUCCAGUCUGGAAUCGUUAGUUUUGGUUUUGGCUGUGCUCGGCCCAAUCUGCCAGGAGUCUACUCCAGAGUGUCCAGUUACCAGUCCUGGAUCAACUCCCACAUCACAUCUGAUAAGCCAGGCUUUGUCCAGUUCAGCUCCAGUGGGCUGGAUGCUGACAGCAGCUACACCUGUCCUGGCCUGCCACCUCCUGUCAUCACUAUUACUACUACUGAUGCUACUAGUACAGCAGGACCAGAUGUUACAACCGCAGAAGCAGUAUCCAGCAUGUUAAGUGCUGAAUUGUGUGGCAUCACUCCGCUGAACACCAGGAUAGUUGGAGGUGAAGAUGCUCCAGCAGGGAGUUGGCCCUGGCAGGCUAGUCUGCAGAGAUUUGGCGGCCAUAUUUGUGGUGGUUCCCUCAUCAACAGAGAGUGGGUGAUGUCUGCUGCUCACUGCUUCUCCAGUACAAGUACAUAUAGAUGGACGGUUUCUCUCGGUCGUCAGAACCUGCAGGGCAAAAACCCAAACGAAGUGUCCAGAACUGUUGCCAGAAUCAUUUUGCAUCCAAACUAUGACAGCGACACCAACAACAACGACAUCGCUCUGCUCAGACUCUCCUCACCAGUCGAAUUCACAGACUACAUCAGACCUGUGUGUCUGGCAGCCAGUAGCAGUGUGUUCAACAACGGUACUGAUAGCUGGGUCACUGGCUGGGGAGCAGUCAAGGAGGGAGUUUCAUUACCCUUCCCUAAAACUCUACAAGAAGUGGAGGUGCCAGUUCUGGGAAACAGACAGUGUAACUGUCUCAAUGGAGUCGGCACAGUCACAGACAACAUGAUCUGUGCUGGUGUUCUGGCAGGAGGCAAAGAAUCUUGUCAGGGUGACUCAGGAGGUCCAAUGGUGAACCAGCAGGGCUCUGUCUGGGUCCAGUCUGGAAUCGUUAGUUUUGGUUUUGGCUGUGCUCGGCCCAAUCUGCCAGGAGUCUACUCCAGAGUGUCCAGUUACCAGUCCUGGAUCAACUCCCACAUCACAUCUGAUAAGCCAGGCUUUGUCCAGUUCAGCUCCAGUGGGCUGGAUGCUGACAGCAGCUACACCUGUCCUGGCCUGCCACCUCCUGUCAUCACUAUUACUACUACUGAUGCUACUAGUACAGCAGGACCAGAUGUUACAACCGCAGAAGCAGUAUCCAGCAUGUUAAGUGCUGAAUUGUGUGGCAUCACUCCGCUGAACACCAGGAUAGUUGGAGGUGAAGAUGCUCCAGCAGGGAGUUGGCCCUGGCAGGCUAGUCUGCAGAGAUUUGGCGGCCAUAUUUGUGGUGGUUCCCUCAUCAACAGAGAGUGGGUGAUGUCUGCUGCUCACUGCUUCUCCAGUACAAGUACAUAUAGAUGGACGGUUUCUCUCGGUCGUCAGAACCUGCAGGGCAAAAACCCAAACGAAGUGUCCAGAACUGUUGCCAGAAUCAUUUUGCAUCCAAACUAUGACAGCGACACCAACAACAACGACAUCGCUCUGCUCAGACUCUCCUCACCAGUCGAAUUCACAGACUACAUCAGACCUGUGUGUCUGGCAGCCAGUAGCAGUGUGUUCAACAACGGUACUGAUAGCUGGGUCACUGGCUGGGGAGCAGUCAAGGAGGGAGUUUCAUUACCCUUCCCUAAAACUCUACAAGAAGUGGAGGUGCCAGUUCUGGGAAACAGACAGUGUAACUGUCUCAAUGGAGUCGGCACAGUCACAGACAACAUGAUCUGUGCUGGUGUUCUUGCAGGAGGCAAAGACUCUUGUCAGGGUGACUCAGGAGGUCCAAUGGUGAACCAGCAGGGCUCUGUCUGGGUCCAGUCUGGAAUCGUUAGUUUUGGUUUUGGCUGUGCUCGGCCCAAUCUGCCAGGAGUCUACUCCAGAGUGUCCAGUUACCAGUCCUGGAUCAACUCCCACAUCACAUCUGAUAAGCCAGGCUUUGUCCAGUUCAGCUCCAGUGGGCUGGAUGCUGACAGCAGCUACACCUGUCCUGGCCUGCCACCUCCUGUCAUCACUAUUACUACUACUGAUGCUACUAGUACAGCAGGACCAGAUGUUACAACCGCAGAAGCAGUAUCCAGCAUGUUAAGUGCUGAAUUGUGUGGCAUCACUCCGCUGAACACCAGGAUAGUUGGAGGUGAAGAUGCUCCAGCAGGGAGUUGGCCCUGGCAGGCUAGUCUGCAGAGAUUUGGCGGCCAUAUUUGUGGUGGUUCCCUCAUCAACAGAGAGUGGGUGAUGUCUGCUGCUCACUGCUUCUCCAGUACAAGUACAUAUAGAUGGACGGUUUCUCUCGGUCGUCAGAACCUGCAGGGCAAAAACCCAAACGAAGUGUCCAGAACUGUUGCCAGAAUCAUUUUGCAUCCAAACUAUGACAGCGACACCAACAACAACGACAUCGCUCUGCUCAGACUCUCCUCACCAGUCGAAUUCACAGACUACAUCAGACCUGUGUGUCUGGCAGCCAGUAGCAGUGUGUUCAACAACGGCACUGAUAGCUGGGUCACUGGCUGGGGAGCAGUCAAGGAGGGAGUUUCAUUACCCUUACCUAAAACUCUACAAGAAGUGGAGGUGCCAGUUCUGGGAAACAGACAGUGUAACUGUCUCAAUGGAGUCGGCACAGUCACAGACAACAUGAUCUGUGCUGGUGUUCUGGCAGGAGGCAAAGACUCUUGUCAGGGUGACUCAGGAGGUCCAAUGGUGAACCAGCAGGGCUCUGUCUGGGUCCAGUCUGGAAUCGUUAGUUUUGGUUUUGGCUGUGCUCGGCCCAAUCUGCCAGGAGUCUACUCCAGAGUGUCCAGUUACCAGUCCUGGAUCAACUCCCACAUCACAUCUGAUAAGCCAGGCUUUGUCCAGUUCAGCUCCAUUGGGCUGGAUGCUGACAGCAGCUACACCUGUCCUCACCUUCCAGCUUCACCAACAAAAAGACCAAGUAUACCUACCCAAAUUGUAACCAGUCCGGCAAGGUCAGUUUGUGGUCUUGCUCCUAUGAACAGUCGUGAGGUGGGUGACAGUGGCGUUGUACCCGGAGGAAUGUGGCCCUGGAUGGUGAGUCUCCACAAAAAUGGGGUCUACACUUGUGGAGGAACCCUCAUCGCUGACAACUUUGUCCUCACUUCUGCCCAGUGCUUCUCUGUCCCCAAUCCAAACGUCAGGGAGUGGAGCGUGUUUCUGGGCCCACGACUAGUGGAUGGCUCAGAAGAGUAUGAGAUGUCUCAGGACGUUGUGAAAAUUACAGUGACCAAAAUGACCGGUCCUAACAUUGCACUGCUGCAGCUGGCUAAAACAGUCAGUUACAGUGAUUAUAUCCAGCCUGUGUGUGUGGACAUUAGCAAUGCCAGAUCUUUCCCUGCUGGAAGUCAAUGCUGGAUGGCAGGCUGGGGGACGGGGAGCAAGAGCACAGGCACUGACAGAGCUGGCACAAGUCUUCGGGAAAUUGAAACUCGAGUAACAAAUUGUGGGAACGUUUCUAACUCAGAGAACAUUUGCACGUAUACCAUGGACAUUCAGCAGGGUGAUCAGGGUGGCCCUCUGCUAUGCAAGUCAGAUUCAUCUUGGUUCCAGUUGGCUGUUGUAACAAAAGGUGGAAGCAAAUCUCUCCGCGCAGACGUUCAGAUCUUUGCCAAAACUUCAAGAUUCGGGUCAUUCUUAAAGGAGGCAGUGGGCAACAUGCCUUCUCCUGCCGCCACAGGAGGAGCAGCAGGUUUCUCCAUGUCCUCAUUCCUGUCCUUCUUUUUACCCAUUACCUCUAUAUUCCUGUUGUCAAGCUGUUAGGUCUGUUGUCAAAGGGAUGCUUGAAGCAAUUCAUUAUUGCACUUAAAAGUCAAGUUGAUUGACCACUUUAAACACUCCUCAUAAGCCUCACUUAUAUUCUGUAAACACACGUACAGUAACGCAGGUCAAAUAGAAGAAAAAUAUUGAAGAAAAUGUUGCAUCAUAAGGCCAAAGAUGUUUAUAUUUUUUUAACAAUAAAAGAUAUUUUUCUGUAAUAUGAUGAAUUAUUUUAGAAGACAAUGUCAGUUCCAAAAUGUUCCACUGAAUCCGCUUAAAUGAAGGACAACCUUUGUUAUUUAUGCUCUACUCAAUUAUACCUCUGUUUUCUUUCUACACA